AGCGGGGCCUACUUUAUGUCUCACCAAUCGUAUAGUACUUCUUCGCGGCCGCAGUCGGCGGAUUGUGGUGCGGCUCACAAGAGGAACUUCUGUAGCGGGUUACCAUGCAAGCUUAUCGCCGUCGAAGUGUAUGACAGUGUGUACCAGUCCUCCUAUUUUUCAUUUGUCACGCAAAAGCCCUUGAGCACUAUUUUGCAUGACAAUUUGCAGCAGCCCAAAUCGCACCACCGUCAUGCAGACGCUACAUUUCUGGCCCUUUUGUGAUGCUGCUCAUGCCGUGCAAAUGAGGGGAAAAGGGAGAGUUGUGCACUCUCAUAAAGUGCCAAGCUGUGCUACUACGACGCCGGGGUUUUAUUGCAAUACUACGCGGACUACUGGACCAGGUGGUUGCGAUGAUGCAGCAGUAGAGAUACACUCUGUAGUUGAUGUGGACCCGGCCGCGGGGCACUACCAGAGAAAGAAGGAGCACGUAGAAAAUUGCAGCGACGUUCCACAAGAACUGCUACGUCCCCAAUCCGCUGCCGCAAAAUUGAUCAACAACAUUCGUGAAAAAUCGGUCGGUUCUGCGUUGGACGGGGAAAAUGAAAAUUCUACCUCGCGGCCUUCCUCACCGACGUUCUCCAACUUCGUCAUUUCACAGCAGAUGAUGGCGGGAUUAGCUACAACAAACAGGGAUGAUUUUUAUCCUGCGGAUAAAAAUUCCCAUACAGCAUCUUCAGCAGGCGACGAUAGAAGUUCUUGUCCAGCAGCUCCAUUGAAAACACAACAACAACACGACCAUCCCCUCUGGACCGACCUGCAACCCGUGUUGCUGAAAGGGCAGAUUUGCUGUUCCACCCCGCGGUUCGCAGGAAGUCCAGCUUCGACCAGCGAGAAACAAGAGUCCAAAAAUGGGACGACGAACAACAGUAGCGCAAUGACGCCGAAUUUUGAGAGCGCAAGCGACGCUCUUGUUCUUUCUCGGUCGACCACGCCAUUGUCGUCCGUGAACGGGGGGCUUUCUUCCCAGGUAGACGCGGUUUUUCACGCUGGAAGCGGAAUAAAUCAGGUUGAGGAAAGAACGGAUGGGCACUACCAGGAGAAAAGGUCUACGGGAAUAAUUUUGGGGAACGACGUGAGUACGAAGUUGAACGACUCGGAGCCUUUGCAACAAGAAGACAACGACGGUGCUAGUGUGAAGCAGGAACAAGAUUGCACGAACAAGGCUUUCUGGAAGGUGAAUCCGCCGCGCGGCGGCCAGGUGCUGAGCCGUCCGAGUACAGCGACUGGCUCAACAUCCUCUGUUGUGGUUCGAAGCGGAAAUAGGAAAAUCAAUGCGUCGAAAAUAUCUUCAAAUAGGGAUAAUAAUAGAGACCACUACAACUCGCUGCUGCUAGCGGCAACAGUCCAGCGGAUCAUUCCAAUGCCGCGGGUGGUGGAACAACCGCGGAAUCAUGGCGGAGGUUCGAGUACUACUGUUUCAGUUUCUGACGAGCAGGCAAAGUCAAAUUCAAAACGAUAUCAGGGAAAGCAAGCUCAGUCUUUUGCAACCGAAGACAGUAGAAAUGCAAUGACGAUCGGAAGCUGUGUUGGGACUUCUACAGUGCUUUUCGAGCAUAAGAACCACGAUUGUAAAAAGAAACAGCCCCUUGUCAACAGCACGGGUUGUAGCAGUGGUAGCAGUGGCGCUCCUGUUUCAUCAAGUUCAACGCCGACGCGUAAUCCGGUUGUGACACCGCCCCCGGGUUGUAAGAAGAUGAACAGUACUAGUCGUACGAAAACCUCUACAGCUGCACCAGCGCACAAUAAACGCGUAUACCAGACCGCGAUGCAGGGCCAGAAGGUGGAUAUUUCGUUUCUCGUGCAGAGGAACGCGCAACAGCAGGAAGUAGUGCGGGACCACAUGCGCGGAGCGGGUGGUGCUGUUGGUGUUCUCUCAGGGCCGUCUGUAGCGGAUGACAGAGUUGAUGAACAACAACCCGGGUCGCCAGCGCAAGGGGACUGUCGAGAAGACGACGACCUGGCCUUUACGUUUCAAGAAAUUUGAGUAGUAUUUACGAUAAUGUGAGAGUAUCGAUCAUUUGAUUUUUGCUUUGCGUUUCACUUUUAUAAUCACGGCAUAUUUCAGAUUCAUUUCCAGUAUCUGUUUUUGUCAUUUGAAAAAUUUAUGAUUAAAGAUUUCCGAUUCGCUCAACAAUUACAAAUCACUUAUAUGGAAAUUCUGAUUUUCGACCUCUUUUCGUUUCAUUAUUUGAUAGCUGGACGGCUUCUUGCACACCAUUUUGUCGAAAUAGUGAUCGACUGUACACCAUUGGAGACACAGUUUUACCUUGAAAAUGCAUUUUCUG
Amoebophrya sp. A120 is the source of this 2327-nucleotide messenger RNA. The record is from the annotation of a GenBank genome assembly. Lineage: Eukaryota; Dinophyceae; Syndiniales; Amoebophryaceae.